Molecule: messenger RNA, 2589 nt
Organism: Pomacea canaliculata
Lineage: Eukaryota; Metazoa; Mollusca; Gastropoda; Architaenioglossa; Ampullariidae
Product: sex peptide receptor-like
Biological process (GO): G protein-coupled receptor signaling pathway
Cellular component (GO): membrane
Molecular function (GO): G protein-coupled peptide receptor activity
Source: RefSeq, a predicted model, not a curated record
AAAGCAGUAUUCAAGCGUAAGAACUGAUUGUCGGGAAGUCUGACACUUAUUCCCCAAAGAUGAAUUUUCUCAUCAGUCCAUCCUGAAAGCAAAGGAUGUCGCCUCAUAUCGUGUGUUGCAGAAGUUUUGCUUCCAAAGAUGUUUUCAAAAUUAUUUUUCUGUCUUUAUCUGUUAAGAAAGACUCUUAAUUUAGGGGCAACGCUUUUCUCGCCGUGUGGUUAUUAAAGCUAGACGAUGCUUGCGAUGGCGAGAAAUGGAAAGAUAACUCACGAAGCGCGAGGCCACCCUCUGAGCGUAGACUUCCUGCACCUAUCUGAUAACGAUGGAGGUCACACCAUCCCCUUCACCCAUUCCUGUUUAUUCAUCCACCACCCUACCCCUUCACCUAGCACAGAGCCCAACCUGUCUGCCGUCUGCAUAGCUGCACGCAUCUUCUAGAAACAAGAAACUGUUGCUGUGCCCCUUGCAGACAUGCGCCAGGGAGGAGACCUGUCAGCAUCCAGCGCUUCAUCAGCACGCUCGUACAAGAAGAUACUUGGUCUGUGACUUUUUUUGCAGGUUCCAUGUUCUUCAGACUGUGGCUGUGGUCGGUGACUGUCACUCUCAACAUGUUUCAAGCUGUUGUCCAGGACUCAUCCAACUGCUGAUUGGCCCUCGAGAGGAAUAUCAAAAAUCCUGCCUGACUCGGUGAACUGUGAUUGGUUCCCCAACAGUGUGGCUGUCGUCGGUCAGUCCCACCACCACCAUCACAAAGAUGACCAUACACAAAACUCCGUCUGAGCUGGAGGUCUUCAGCAGAUGGUACCAGCCCAUCCACGGCGUUUCCGCGCCCAUCAUCUGCUCCCUGGGCAUCGUAGUGAACUGCCUCAGCAUUGUAGUGCUGACACAAAACAUGGUCAACCCAACCUAUGUCCUCCUCACAGGUCUGGCCAUCUCCGACUGCUUGACCAUGGCCGCUUACCUCCCUUUCGCCAUCCUAAAUUACCACCUAUACCCACGAUACACACCUCUACCCUCCGCUACGUACAUCAUGUUCUUCGCCAUCUUCAGUGUCAUCGUCCACUCUAUAUCAAUCUGGCUGACCGUGUCUCUGGCGGUCUUCCGGUAUAUUUUCAUCCGCUAUCCAGGGCGGGGUGCAAAAUUGUGCAGCAUUCAGCGGGCCAACUUCACGAUUGCCGCGGUCUGGAUAGUCGUCACAAUAGUCUGCAUACCCAAUUCGGUUAGUUAUUACCUUGUGGAGGAUCGAGUGGACGAAACCAACACCACUUCGUGGUACAUCCACGUUCGAGACGACACAGGUGGCUAUGUCUUCCUCAAGGGUUUCAAUCUCUGGAUUCAGGCCAUCCUGGUGAGACUCUUACCUUGCUUCCUGCUCGCAGUCUUCUCAAUCCUGCUCAUCAAACAGAUGAAGGAUCCUGGGCGGUAUCACAAGACCCUUCUUGGCAAGAAAGGCAGGAGGGAUGCUGACAGCGAAGGGCACCGCAAAACCAACCGCACGACUCGCAUGAUCAUUGCCGUUCUCGUCCUCUUCUUCGUCACCGAGACCCCCCAGGGUGUCCUCCAGCUCCUCGGUGGCAUCAUUGACGGGUUCUUCGAUCACGUGUACAGUCCUCUGGGCGACGUGAUGGACACGCUGGCCCUGAUCAACAACGGAAUCAACUUCGUGCUGUACUGCACCAUGAGCAAGCAGUUCAGGGACACCUUCAUCAGGAUCUUCCUCUGUGGACUCGUUGCUGAUAACUCCAAUAACUUUAAGCGCAGUACUACCGCCACUACUACGCAGCCCACGAGAGACACUGAAGUGUAACACUUGCUCCGUAUGUCUGGAUGGUCAGCUCACUGGCUGGCAAAGGCAUUACUGUAGUAAAAAAAACUAACCAGUCCCACACUUGUUAUUAUUAUAAAAAUAACAAUUUCGUCGAUUUUAUCCUCCUUGCCAGAGAUUUGAGUUAUUGCUUACAAUUCAAAUAUGUUCAUUCUCCACCGAUUGUGUUUUUGUCAUCAUUAAUCAUUUAAUGCUUAAUAUGAUAUCAAAUAAUGUUAAAAUAUACAGAAAUUAAUUAUCAAAAGUCUUGUUUUCUAUGUCUCUCUGUCUCUCUUGAUUAGUCCAGAUAUGACAUGUGUUGCUAUUAACCCUUUUAAUGCAUUAAAACAAAUGACGAGGCAGCAUAAUAAGCUUUCAUUUUUCCCCCAUCUACUUAGUUUUAAUGUCUCCUUGUGAAUGUUUGUGCUGCUGAUCUGAUAUAUAUAUACAUUUUCCUUAAAUGCUUGGAUAGAUAGAUCGUCCUUGUGACCUCAUAGGUGAUAACUUUAUCCUAGUGUCGACGGGAGACACUGAAGUGUAGUCCAGAUGAAUAUAUGUACGAAUUUCGACUUCGCCCCGAUGUCUUACUAGCCUUCUUGAUGUCUAAACUAACGAUUCACAAUGCUUUAAUAUAGUCAAUUGUUUUCUAAUUUUUUUAAAACCCCGGCCUUGCGUUGUUCCAAGUCAUUGUGAUAUCUUGAUACAGGUCAAUGACUGAAAUCAAGAAAAUUCGUCUUCGCAUUUGCAUGUUUUUAAGGAUAAAGAUUGCUGAAAUUUGACUCAUA